Molecule: messenger RNA, 2415 nt
Organism: Sardina pilchardus (European sardine)
Lineage: Eukaryota; Metazoa; Chordata; Actinopteri; Clupeiformes; Clupeidae
Gene: rbm43
Exons: 4
Coding region: 154-1782 (542 amino acids)
Source: RefSeq, a predicted model, not a curated record
GGUAGAAAAAGCAAUUGAUUUUACCGCUCCAUAUUUGACACAACCUCCUAACGUCUUGACACGCCCCUCCUUAGACUGUGUUUUACUUUCGAUUUCCCCGACUUGUCCUGCAGGAUUCCAGCAUGUGAUAAAACGUAGGCUACUGAACGCAGCAUGGAAGGAACGACCAUUGAAGUUUGUGGAGUGCCUGAUAUCCUUCCCCCCGAUCGCACUGUGGACAAGCUCACAAUCCACUUUUUACGACCCAAACAUGGGGGCGGGGAGGUUCUAAAAGUAAUCUAUCCCACCUCCACUAAAGGGCAAGCCUUUGUCGUAUUCGAGCUCAGUGAAGUGGCGGCCCAGGUUGCACGUUUGGAACAGACCUUGGAUAUGGGCCUGGCUGAGCAGUUUCCCCUGAAGGUUGAGAUUAUAGACCGGUCUGAGGUGGACCUACCUGUUGAGGCCACGUUGGACCUGUCCAUGUUCCCUGACCAGAGUGAAGUCCUUCGUCUCCUGCAGAAGCACAACUUUGAGGUGUCUCAGGCCGGCUCCAGUCCCGGCAUAGUGCUGCUGCAGGGGACUUUCCUGAGCCUGCGCGCGGUCCGUACCCUGCUGCAGAAACAGCUGCAGGAGCCACUCCAGCACCACGCCAGGCAUCACGCCAAUGGAGACCGCCCCUUGUCGCUCUUAGAUGGCAACGCCUCAGGUGCGCUCCCCAAAUACUCAUCCAGAACGCUACCUUACGCGAACGGGUCCCAUGGUAACGCGAGUGAGCGUUCUACUACUAACAGCUCACAGGACUACCUGAGCGCAAGGAGCUCGUCAGUUAGCAGGAGCCCGGCAGGGUUAGAUAGCUCUUCCGCCGGCUCAGAGCAGUCGCUUUCGUCGUAUUAUCACUCGCGGGACGGGAGAUCUUCUCGAAAACCAGGCUAUUUGUUGCAGGACUCGGGAGCUCCUCAAAGCUUACCCAUCUAUCCAAGUGAGACUUUGACAACCAAACCACCACUGCAGCGGGUGACGUCGUCUAUCAGGGAGACCACUCUCCCAGUGGAGGCAGAUGCCUUUUGUUAUACCUGGAGCUUCGCCAAAGACAAUGUAGACACCAUACUCAAAAGAUAUGGCAUAGAAUAUGGAACAGAGGGGAAUUCAGGGGUAACAACCCUUAUUCUGAAGGGAAGAGAAUGUGAGAGAGCCAAGCAGGAGCUGGGUGUUCUAUUCCAGAAGGUUUCCUCAUCUUUAUGCACCCAAGAGAUACAUUUGUCUGAACUCAGUCACGUGAGGAAAUCACAAAUUGGCAAAGAGAUCCAGAAAUGUAAAGAUAUAUUUAAAGUGAUGAUCAGACAAACGGAUAACUCGAUUGUAAUCAUUGGAACUUCCUCAGACAGCUAUGCUAUGAAGCAGCGAGUUUUAGGAGAACCUGAAGCCUUACCAGCGCCUGGGCGCACAGGCCGAAAUACUGAACGAGGGUCCACAGCUCGGCGUAGUGCAUCCUUGCCCAAACACCAGAAGUUAAGGUCUGACCAGGACAGUAGAACAAGGAUGGACUCGGCUGGGCCUCAGACCUAUUCUCCGUUACCUUACCAGGACAGUAAGCCUCAUGAAAGGGCGGUCAUGGCAGGGUCACGCAGUAGAACCAGCUCAGAGAGCAGAGAUAGGGCAGUGGCUCAUAGGUCUGUGCCCAAUACACAACUGGAGCCUACGUCGCCCUCUAGAGGACAUCAAAAACCUCCAUCAAUGAAGGAAACACUAGUUUCACUAAUCAAUCCAACAGCAAUUAAAAACAAGUUGACCAAAAAAAAGUAGUCUUAGAUUCACAGUCUAACUUCUGUAUUUGUAGAGCUUUCCACACUACAAAAUGUUUUAAGUUACUAUUAACAUCUUGUGAUUAUGACUUUACAUAAAUGACAAAUCGCUUGUGGCUCAUAAGUCAUGUAGACAGAAGGUUUUAUGUCAUGAUUACUAAUAAAUACUAAAUAGUACAUACUAGUAAAUAGUAAAAGUUGUAGUGAAGUUUUUCUGAUCAAUAACCAUAUCUUAUGAUAUUAACCAUGAUAUUAACCAUUUCUGGGAUUGCAUCUCUUAAAUACAGUAGUAGGGACUUGGGGUCAAAUCAUGGAGGUAAUAUCUAUUUUGAUUAUUUAUUAACUGAGUAUGGAAGGAUUGUUUUGACUGAAGACACUUUGUAUAGCCUGUAUUUGUUUUCUGAAGGCUGGAAUUGUUUAAAACAUUUUUUUUUUCUUUUGGAAAAAGUGGCGAAAAGCUUAAUACUUCUGAAAGAUGUUUGAUCUGAAUUGCAUUUGGAUUACAUUUGUGUGACUGACAUUAAACAUAGAAAAUGAAAAGCAGAGAAUGAAAGUCUCAUUGCAUGUAAUUCAUAUUUUUGCCACCUUUGGAUGUUGUUUGGAUAAUUUCUGAGUCUAACUGCCUAUUAGCUUU